Aspergillus bombycis is the source of this 1173-nucleotide messenger RNA. RefSeq names its product MOSC domain protein. The record is from RefSeq and is a predicted model, not a curated record. Bases 1 to 1173 code for a protein of 390 amino acids. NCBI's taxonomy places the organism in Eukaryota, Fungi, Ascomycota, Eurotiomycetes, Eurotiales, Aspergillaceae. The transcript is spliced from 3 exons. Gene Ontology annotation, molecular function: catalytic activity; pyridoxal phosphate binding; molybdenum ion binding.
AUGGAAAUCAGCCAGCUGUACAUAUACCCCAUUAAAUCCCUUCGGGAAGUAGCCGUUCCCGAGGCUGUCCUCACCAGUACCGGCUUUCAGUAUGACCGGCGUUUCAUGCUGCUCAAGAUCAACCAAGGCGAGGAUGGUAUCGAAACCCUCCAGAACAUGCAUGUACCGCAUUUCCCCGAAAUGAGUUUGUUUCUAACGGGCAUCGUAUUUCCAAUCGAGGGUGAGAACAAUGGAAAGAUCAUCGUGACAUAUCGCCCACCAGGCGUGACAGACAAUGGUAAUCUUCAGAUUAAAACUUUGGAGAUACCAUUAGAACCAGACGUACAGGGGUUGGAAGAAUUGACUGUUACAAUGCAUCAAAGCCCGACAAAGGGUUAUCAUAUGGGCAGCAAAUAUAACGACUGGUUUAGCCAGUGUUUCGGGUAUAAGGUGGUUCUUGUAUACUUGGGCCCACAUUGGAGGAGAGUCUUAGGGAGCUUCCCACCAGGGAAAAGUCAGGCACAUCGUGAACAGGUGACUCCACUUGUUUCUAAACGGUCGGUGACCGUUUUGGCUCUUCUGAGCUUGCUUCUGAAUAUUAGUGUGCCACUUGGGCAGAGAGACAUCACCUCAUUCAUUCUCUUUGUACUAGUGACUACAACUGUUGCUGUUCUCGUGGCUCUUGGUGCUAAUAGAUACGGAUCUGGAGGCGGUAAAACGAAGGAAGAAAGGAUCACAUUUGCCGAUACAGCACCAUACCUCAUGAUAUCAGAGACUUCGGUAGACAACGUGUCUUCCCGCUUGGCUGGUGAAAACGCGAUGGACCUGAGAAAAGCCCGGCCAAACAUUGUCAUUUCGGGUGCUAGAACGGCUUUCGAGGAGGAUUUCUGGGCGGAGCUGAUGGUGGGAGAAAAAAUCCGACUUCUGUUGACGGCGAAUUGCAUCCGAUGCCAGAGUCUCAACGUUGACUAUAUGACAGGGAAAAUGGGAACAGGAGACAGUGGCAACAUUCUUAAAAAGCUGAUGAAAGACCGAAGGGUAGACAAGGGCGCGAGAUUCUCCCCUGUGUUUGGAAGAUAUGUGUUUCUAGACCGGGACUGCGAGAAUGCCUCCAUCCGGGUCGGAGAAGAGGUGACUGUAUCUAGAAGGGUAGAGGAGCGGACAACAUAUGAUUGGCCUGGCCUGACGAAUUAA